Messenger RNA from Notolabrus celidotus (New Zealand spotty), 2332 nucleotides. RefSeq names its product E3 ubiquitin/ISG15 ligase TRIM25-like. The record is from RefSeq and is a predicted model, not a curated record. Gene Ontology annotation, molecular function: protein binding; zinc ion binding. Bases 1 to 1590 code for a protein of 529 amino acids. NCBI's taxonomy places the organism in Eukaryota, Metazoa, Chordata, Actinopteri, Labriformes, Labridae. The transcript has 5 exons.
AUGGCUGACAGUCAGGAACUAUUGGACUGCUCAAUCUGUUUACAAUUACUGAAGGAUCCAGUGACAACGGCCUGUGGACACAGUUACUGCAUGACAUGCAUCAAUAGCCACUGGAAUACAAGAGAGAGAAGAAGAUACAGCUGCCCUCUGUGCAGGCAGAUCUUCGAAAAGAGACCUGCCCUGAAGAGGAACACACUUCUGGCUGCUUUGUUGGAGGAACACAGGAGGAACACCAGCAAAAGUGCUGCUGCUGAAGCUGGUGACACCUAUGCUGAAGCUGGGGAUGCUCAGUGUGAUACUUGCACAGGGAGAAAGAGAAAAGCAUCCAAGUUCUGUCUUGUAUGUUUGGCCUUUUACUGCGAGACCCAUCUGAAGCCUCACUUUGAAGUGCCACCACUGAAAAAACACAAACUAACUGAAACAACAAGGGCCAAAGACAGCAUCUGUGGCCUUCAUGACAAACAUCUGGAGAUGUACUGCAAAACUGAUCAACAGUUAAUAUGUCUACAGUGUUUUGCGGAUGGGCACAAAAAUCAUGACGCAGUAAUAGUGGAAGCAAAAAAGAGUGAUAUGCUGGUGCAACUCGACUGGACUAAGCAGGAAAUAGCAGACCUAUUGCAAAAUUUAGGCGGGAGAAAAGAGGAACUGACAAAGGCAGCAGACUCUAUAAAAGAUGCUGCUCAGGAGGCAUGUGACUUUGAGAGAUUGUGUGCAGCACACAUUCGUUAUGUACAGAUGAAGUGCUUUGAGCUGAGAGAGAAAGUUGGAAAAGCAGAAAAAGCAGGAAUGGACCAGAUCAACAGUUGUCUUGAGAAACUUGAGUGUGAAACUCACAAGCUGAGGAAAGAAGAGGACAAUCUGAACCAGCUUGAAUUGAUGGUGGAUCAGACUGUUCAGUUUCUUGAGGGUGUCCAGGCCCUGGGUGACCUCCGUGCAUUCACAGCAUCAUAUGAGAGUGUCGACACAAUGUCAGGGUUCGUCAAUGCACAGACAGAAAAAGUGAAAAAUGUGUUAAAAAGUGCAAAGAAUGAAAUUCUCAGUCACUUUAGAACAACAGAGAACUUCAAGGUGGAGGUGGAUCCAAACACAGUAGCUGCAUGUCUUUGCUUGUCUGACACAAACAAUGAGUUAUCCGUUGGAUGCCAAGACCAGGCUCACCCUGAUCACCCCGAAAGAUUCACCUUCUUUCAGCAGGCAUUGUGUAAGAAUGGUCUUAAUGGGAACCACUACUGGGAGGUGGAGUGGGAUGGUGGGGUUGUGGAUUUGGCUGUCUCGUACAAAGGCAUUGAAAGGAAGGGCUCAGGGAAAGAUUGUUUUUUUGGCCACAACAGUCUCUCCUGGAAAUUAACCUGCUCUUCAUCCGGCUGCACAUUUUGGCACAAUAAUCUUCACCAAAGCCAAAUUCCUCCGGCUCGCUCACGUAAAGUUGGCAUACAUCUUGAUUAUGAAGCAGGAUCCCUGAGCUUCUACAGCGUUUCUGUUAAUAACCAGCUGUCACUGCUGCACAAGGUCCAGACCACCUUCACUGAACCUCUCUAUCCAGGGUUCUCUGUUGAUUUAGGUGCAACAAUCAAAAUAUGCAACAUCUAACCAGUCUGCAUAACAAGUAUGACUCGCAGGACAGGCCGCAAUUUUAUAAUUCAUAUUCAGAGAUAAAAUGGAUCACAUGUGUAAAAGAUUAAUACAUGUAAACAUAUAAGUCGAUUUAUAUCAUUUGAAAAAAAUACAACUUUAAAGUGUUUUCUUUCUCUGUCUGUCCAAUUGUUCAACGAAAUCUGCCUAAGUUUGUUUUGUCAUAGGUUAACCUUUAAAUAACAGUGUAAAUGUGGAGCAUCUCAGCCUCCUGAGUCUUGAUCCUUUUUGUUUUCUUUAAUGUCUAAGCAAUAUUUGAUGAUGUUGAUGGUGGAGUUGAUCUCAAAUGCAAAGAUAAUUGAUUAAGACUAGUUCAUACCCUAAACAUUUUGUAGAAUAGUCCAAAAGAGUGAGUUUUUUAUACUGAUGGAGGAUUUUUAAGGUAUAACACUUGAAGUCUAAGUAAUGCUAAUCUCAUGAUGUCUGGUGGGUGUUUGAAUUCCUUUAUUGUCAUUUUUUCCAUAAUAUGUUGCUAAAACAGUAUCAAAAGAUUGUUUUCAGUUGUCAUUUUAAUUCUGUUUGCUAUACUUUGCUAAAUCAAAGCUACUGCUGUGUUUAAUCAGCAUGUUUAAUUAUCUUACAAUCAAUCAAGCUUUGAUUUUUCUUCAUACUCAAUUAAGGGACAAUGAUUUGUUAAUAGCAGGUCUAUCUAUAAGAUUUACUGUACUAUAAUGUUUUUGUGACAUAAAGGACAUGUUUG